AUGGGGAUCAUCCCAGAAGCAGCUUUCGAAGUUAUGAUCAAUGUUUUGUGCAAAGCUGGCCAUAUUGAGCAGGCUUGCAAGUUGGCCGAUGGGUUCUCUGCCACCUCAAGUAAGCAUGAGCUGAUUUGGGUUGUUGGAGAACCAGUCUACGUGUUUGUGGAGUUGAAGUUUGUGGCCAUUCUGGAAGAAGAGAUGAAACAACAUAACAACUACAUUGAUAUGGAACCAGAAGCUGUUCCUGAUGAUGCAGUCUCGAUGCUUGAAGAUGAAGUCUCUUGUGUCAUUAACAACCUGCUAGAUCCUUCCACUGGCUUCUUUAGAAAUAAAGCUCUGCAGAAAUAUAUAUCUAUUGGGGAACAAUUCUACCAGGAAGCUUGUGAGGUGGAAAAGAAAAUUCAUUGUUUCGAAACUAAUAUCCAGAGGCCUUAUUUUCAUGUAAUGGCACUUGAUGAAAAUCAACUAGAAAAUUGGCAUUUCCACCUGGACUUUGUUGAGAUGCAAGAAGAUUUUGAUUGGGUUGCGAACCUUUAUGAGAGAUGCUUAAUUCCUUGUGUUGUUUACCCUGAAUUCUGGAUGAGUUAUGUUGAAUUCAUGGAAACCAUGGGAGGGCGAGAGUUAGCAAAUUUUGCACUAGGCCGAACAACAAAAAUAUUUCUGAAGUUCUUAAGGUUAAAUUGA
Molecule: messenger RNA, 678 nt
Organism: Camellia sinensis
Lineage: Eukaryota; Viridiplantae; Streptophyta; Magnoliopsida; Ericales; Theaceae
Source: RefSeq, a predicted model, not a curated record